CGCAGCGGCCGGCGCGGAGGGCGGCGCUGGGAGCGCGGCGCCGCCGCCCUGCCUGUCUCCCCGUGAGAUGCUCGUCACCUUCGGGCUGGAGGCGAACCACGGCGUGGCCAUCGACGCCGCGCGCUUCCUCAACCUCUGCCCCAUCAUCGUGUACGAGCUGGACCAGCGCAGCUGCUUCCUCGCCCAGGCGUCGGUGCCGCGUCGCGCCGGCCCGCAGCCCUCAGCGUGGGCGUACGCGUCGCUGAGUGUGCUGCUGGCGAGCGCCGUGGGGCUGGUGGCGGCGGCGGCGGCCGGCCAGCUGCUGGGCCGCUGGCGCCACGUGCAGCCGGCGCUCGCCUUCCUCAUGGCGCUGGGCGCCGGCACCCUCUGCGGGGACGCGCUGCUGCACCUGCUGCCGCACGCGCUGACCGCAGACCACGAGGCGCCGGCGGGGCCCGGGCUGGGGCCUGGGCUGGGGCCUGGGCCUGAGGAGCGCGCGCACCCGCAGGAGGGCCUGCUGCGCGCCGCCGCCGCCUUCGGCACCAUGGCCGCGCUCUUCGCCCUCGAGACGCUGCUGCACCGCCUCAACGCCCCGGAAACAGGAGAAAAAUGUCAGAAUAAAGAAGAUGAAGAGAUGUGGAAAGGAGAAAUGAUGGUCAAUGCAGAAGAGCUGCGCGCGGUGGGCGCUGGGAGCGGCGAGGGCGGGCCGGAGGCGCGCAAGAUGCUGGGCGGCGCGGAGCCCGGUCACGGCCACGGCCACUCGCACGGCGCGGGGGCUGGUGCGGGCGGCGGCGCGGGCGCCAUCGUGUGGAUGGUGCUGCUGGGCGACGGCGUGCACAACCUGACGGACGGGCUGGCCAUCGGCGCCGCCUUCUGCGACGACCCCGUCGCCGGCUUCGCCACCGCGCUCGCCGUCUUCUGCCACGAGCUGCCGCACGAAUUCGGGGACUUUGCAGUACUGCUCAAAUCAGGCAUGAGCCUAAAGCAUGCACUUUUCUACAAUGUCGUAUCAUCAGUGCUGAGCUUCAUUGGAAUGGCUAUAGGAGUGUGGGUGGGCAACUUUGAUGCUGCAUCCCAAUGGAUCUAUGCAAUUACUGCAGGGUCUUUCCUGUACAUUGCUUUGGCUGACAUGGUUCCAGAACUGAGCAGAAACAACCAACAGGCACAAACUGCAUAUUUGCAUCUUCUUGGACUUCUCGCUGGAGGGGGAAUCAUGCUUGUGAUUGCUCUGUAUGAAGAUAGUCUGCGAGCAUUAUUUGAGUGAACAUAAUAUUUUUCAUAACUAUUAUGUGAUCAUUAUAUCCUUCCUUUGAGUGAAGACAAUUUUUGGAGGAAUAAGUUUACUGAAAUGGCAAAACUAUAGUUUUUCCUAAAAGAUUCUUACUCUUAAAAAUGGUUAAUUGUUUCAAAGUACAGGAAAGCAACUUAGUCCUCAUGUAAUACAAAAAGGGACUUUUCCCUGAUCUGCAUGUACAGAGGGUACUAUAUACAUCACUUUUCUACAACAAAUGAGGGGCUUUUAGAUCUUUGACUUCUUUUAGGGUAAUUAUUUAAUUUAAAAAUAUUGUUAACUGUAUUCUCAAAAAAACAUAGUUGUUAGAUAUAUAAAUCAUCUAGUCAACAAUGCAAUGUUUAUACAAGUAUCGUAGAAUGAGCUAAUACUUUGCUGUCAAUACUAUUUUACUAGUUACAAAACCAGUUGAAAAAUUCACAGCUUUGUACAUGAAACACAUAUUUUAAAAAAAUGUAUUGAUAAGUAAUAGCAUACUCUUUUAUAAAAAUUUAGAAGAAUGUAAUUCAUGGUUCAUUUUUACUAUAGUGAAGCAGUCAGAUUUUACACAUUUUUGAAAUUCAGUAUGUACUCUUCCAAAGUACUAUAAUGCUUAAGAUACAUUAUGUAUAUAUGGCAAGAAGUGAUUUGAAUGUAUUAUUUCCAUGUUGCAAUCACCAUUCCUUAACCUAGAUCUCAUUUACCUGAAUAAAAUAAGAAUCUGUUUUUCCAUUAUCUUUCCUUUCUUUUUCUUAUCAAUUUAGGCAUACCAUUUUUUCCUUUGAAAUAAAUAUGAUAGAAAUGAAUGUGAAUCAAUAAUAUAAAUUAUGAGUGUCAAUAAUAUAGAUUAAGUGACAUGUUUACACUAAACAUUAGUUUUAACAUCACAAAUUGUUGUAUAAAAAGAAUUUCAAGGAAUCAAGAAGUAUCUUUCCAGUAAAACUAUAAAAUGUGUAAGAUAGAAAUUCAACCUAUUCAACAAAUCAAAUGUUAAUUAAAGGGUAAUUUUCAUUUGGUUUGAUAUUAAUUACAAUGAUUAGAACUAUUAAAAUGAAAAAUAAGCAAACCGAAACAGUUCAAUUGUUUUACGUAAUUUCAUCUGCUUGAUUGAUUAUUUGUUAGCGAUUCCGGGCUCGUCAUCUACAAGGGUCAUUAGUCCCUCCCGGCAGUCGUAGGACCUCCCGGUCAGAGGGUGACAUCAGUUGAUAUACUGAGCCAUCUGUCCCGGUUCACUUGCUUGAAAUGUAGGUUCAUUGAAUUCAUUGAAACACUUACUAUACUUUUAAGAGUUUCUCUAACCUUCCAAAUGCCAUACUGACUUGUGUUGAUGAAAAAAAAUUAAGUACUGUCAAAGGAGAUUUUUUGCUUUUUGUAAUAAUUCCUGUUUUAAUGAACUGCUCAUAAACAGAUUUAUUCUUCUCACAUCUCCAAUGUUCACAAGAAACGG
Messenger RNA from Gryllus bimaculatus (two-spotted cricket), 2696 nucleotides. NCBI's taxonomy places the organism in Eukaryota, Metazoa, Arthropoda, Insecta, Orthoptera, Gryllidae. The record is from the annotation of a GenBank genome assembly.